AUGAGGGUGAUUAUUAUCGGAGGUGGGAUUGCCGGACUCGCGGCCGCGAUCGGGCUCCGGCGAGCUGGCCACCAAGUCAAGGUUUUGGAACGGUCGUCUUAUCUCCGCGAGGUCGGUGCCGCGAUCCAUGUCUGUCCAAAUGCCUCUCGGGUUCUUUUGAGCUGGGGAUUUGAUCCCGAAAGGGCUCGCAUGGUGACCGCACGCCGGUCGAUCUUCGUGCUCGGUAGCUCGCUCCAGCCAGUGUUCGAAUUCGACUGCUCGAGCGUUCCGGAGACGUAUGACGCGCCGUGGCUCCUGGCCCAUCGAGUCGACCUUCAUUCGGAGCUGCGACGCCUGGCGACAGUGCAGGAAGGGCCCGGCGCGCCCGCAGAGAUUGUGUUAAAUUCCGAGGUUAUAGCAUACGAUGCGCAAAAGGGAUCGAUAACGCUGGCCGAUGGGUCGAUCCAGGAAGCGGAUUUACUCGUGGCAGCAGAUGGCGUCCAUACAUCCGCUAUUCACCAGGUUGUGGGCCAGGGCAGACCAGCAGUCUCUACCGGCUCAGCAGCGUUUCGCUUCAUAAUCCCAACGGAGGAGCUGCGCCGCGACCCCGAGACGGCUUUACUAGUUGGCGACGGCGUGAUGAGGGUUCUAGUCGCUGAGGGGUUGAGACGGCUGGUCUCGUAUCCAUGUGCCGAUAAUACAUUACAAAACUUUGUGGCUAUCCAUUCUGAUCAGGAAAAUGAUGGCCGUGAGCCCGAAAACUGGGAUCGGUCCGCCGGGGUCACCGAUGUUCUUGCCCACUAUCCCGACUUCCACCCAAGCGCUCUGGCGGUUAUCAAGAAAGCUACAAGUAUCAAACGAUGGCCGCUUCUCUACCGCGAUCCCAUCGCAACGUGGAGCUGUGGCCGUCUGGUACUCAUCGGCGAUGCAGCGCAUCCAAUGCUGCCUCACCAUGGCCAAGGUGGUGCCCAGGCGAUUGAGGAUGCUGGUGCGUUGAGUGAGAUAUUCACUCAGUUGCCGGCCAGUCCCGGGCUCGGCGAGAUCCAUCGCCGCCUAAGGGUAUUCGAAACGGUCCGGGUAAAGCGCGCAUCAGCACUCCAGAUCCUCUCAAAUGCAGGAAUGGAUGAAGCGUGGAAGAUUCGUGAACGCGCGCAGCAAUAUAUGCCAGAAGGCGUGCCAGUACCUACUUCGCCGUUGGAAUUGAUGGAGCAUAAUUUUCGCUACGAUGUGCUCAAACAUAGUCAGCAGCAGCUGCAGUCUUAUCUGCGAGAACAAUGA
Molecule: messenger RNA, 1257 nt
Organism: Aspergillus alliaceus
Lineage: Eukaryota; Fungi; Ascomycota; Eurotiomycetes; Eurotiales; Aspergillaceae
Product: putative salicylate hydroxylase
Exons: 6
Coding region: 1-1257 (418 amino acids)
Molecular function (GO): monooxygenase activity; FAD binding
Source: RefSeq, a predicted model, not a curated record